AUGAAGAGGAACAAUUUAUCUGUUGUGAAUAAGAUUGUCCAGUACUCAUCAGCAGUGAAACAACCAAAAGUUGGGUUCUACUCUUCUCUCAACCACACCCAUUUGCCGGCUGUCCUUCUAGACUGGGGGAGUUUGCCUCACUAUGUAGUAUUACGCAUUUUUCAGUAUCUUCCUUUAAUAGAUCGGGCCCGGGCGUCUUCGGUAUGUAGGAAAUGGAAUGAAGUUUUUCAUAUUCCUGACCUCUGGAGAAAGUUUGAAUUUGAACUGAAUCAAUCAGUGACUUCAUAUUUUAAGUCUACCCAUCCGGAUCUCAUUCAGCAGAUCAUUAAAAAGCAUGCUACCCAUCUCCAAUAUGUCAGCUUUAAGGUUGAUAGUAGUACUGAAUCAGCAGAAGCUGCCUGCAAUAUACUUUCUCAGCUGGUAAAUUGUUCUAUCCAGACUUUGGGGUUGAUUUCAACGGCCAAGCCAAGUUUUAUGAAUGUGUCAAAGUCUCAUUUUGUGUCGGCACUUACAGUUGUCUUUGUCAACUCAAAAUCAUUAUCAUCGAUCAAAAUUGAAGACACACCAGUGGAUGAUCCUUCAUUAAAGAUUCUCGUGGCCAAUAAUAGUGACACUCUAAGACUCCUAAAAAUGAGUAGCUGUCCUCAUGUUUCCUCUGAUGGAAUCCUUUGUGUAGCUGAUCGUUGUCAAGGCCUUAGAGAACUGGCAUUGAAUUAUUACAUUCUCAGUGAUGAACUUCUCCUAGCACUUUCGAGUGAAACUCAUGUUAACCUAGAGCAUCUUCGAAUUGAUGUUGUGAGUGAAAAUCCUGGACAGAUUGAAUUUCAUUCUAUUAAAAAACAAAGUUGGGAUGCGCUUAUUAAACACUCCCCUGGUGUUAAUGUUGUUAUGUAUUUCUUUUUAUACGAAGAAGAAUUUGAGGCAUUCUUCAAAGAAGAGACCCCUGUUACUCACCUUUAUUUUGGUCGUUCAGUGAGCACAGCGGUUCUAGGACGGAUAGGUCUUAACUGUCCACGACUAAUUGAGUUAGUGGUAUGUGCUAAUAAUGGUCUUCAGACUCUCGAUACUCAACUUAUUUGUAUUGCUGAACACUGUAAAAAUUUAACAGCCUUGGGCCUCAGUGAGUGUGAAGUCAGCUGCAGUGCAUUCAUUGAAUUUGUAAGACUGUGUGGGAAAAGACUAACACAGCUCUCUGUAAUGGAAGAGGUUUUGAUCCCUGAUGAUGAGUAUAACCUUGAUAAAAUUCACACAGAAGUGUCCAAAUACCUGGGAAGAAUAUGGUUCCCUGAUGUCCUGCCUGUCUGGUAA
Messenger RNA from Nyctereutes procyonoides (raccoon dog), 1308 nucleotides. RefSeq names its product F-box/LRR-repeat protein 21. The transcript has 4 exons. NCBI's taxonomy places the organism in Eukaryota, Metazoa, Chordata, Mammalia, Carnivora, Canidae. The record is from RefSeq and is a predicted model, not a curated record. The coding region runs from base 1 to 1308 and encodes 435 amino acids. Gene Ontology annotation, cellular component: nucleus; SCF ubiquitin ligase complex; cytosol. Gene Ontology annotation, biological process: regulation of cell cycle; SCF-dependent proteasomal ubiquitin-dependent protein catabolic process; G2/M transition of mitotic cell cycle. Gene Ontology annotation, molecular function: protein binding.